AUGUCACAAUCUCCACCUCUUACCGGCCUGCGGGUGCUUGAAUUUGCAGGACUGGCUCCUGGACCAUUUGCAGGCCUCUUACUAGCCGACUGGGGCGCCUCUGUCCUGCGCAUCGACCGCGCGGUCCCAGGAGCCCAUUCCCCUAACCCACCACCACCGACCUCGGACCUUCUAACCCGACACAAAGCCUCUAUAGCCGUAGACAUCAAAUCCUCCUCCGGCAUUUCUCUCAUCCUGUCUCUAAUCCCCAAUGUGGAUAUCCUAAUCGACCCUUUCCGACCUGGUGUUCUCGAGAAAGCAGGACUGUCACCCGAAAAAGUGCUGCUGAAACUUAAUCCGAGAAUCAUUGUUGCACGCAUGACUGGCUUUCGCAGGGAUGGCAAGUAUGCAUCCAUGGCCGGCCACGAUAUAAACUACCUUUCCGUUUCCGGUGUUUUGUCCCAACUAGGACGCAAGGANGACACACCAUAUCCUCCCGCCAACCUACUAGGAGACUUUGGCGGUGGAGGCUUGGUGUGUUUUCUAGGCAUUGUGAUGGCAGUGUUACAAAGACACAAAACAGGGAUGGGACAAGUCGUAGAAGCGAACAUGGUUGAUGGAGCCGCUUAUUUGGGUGUUAUGCCACGCUUUGCGAGAAAAACACUCAUGUGGGAUCAACCUCGAGGGCAGAAUUUAUUGGAUGGUGGGUGUCCCUAUUACGAUACUUAUGCAUGUAAAGAUGGGAGAUACAUGGCCGUGUAA
Aureobasidium musti is the source of this 741-nucleotide messenger RNA. The record is from the annotation of a GenBank genome assembly. Lineage: Eukaryota; Fungi; Ascomycota; Dothideomycetes; Dothideales; Saccotheciaceae.